Gigantopelta aegis is the source of this 4711-nucleotide messenger RNA. Its product is annotated as vesicular integral-membrane protein VIP36-like. Gene Ontology annotation, molecular function: D-mannose binding. Lineage: Eukaryota; Metazoa; Mollusca; Gastropoda; Neomphalida; Peltospiridae. Gene Ontology annotation, biological process: Golgi organization; endoplasmic reticulum organization; endoplasmic reticulum to Golgi vesicle-mediated transport. The coding region runs from base 1 to 999 and encodes 332 amino acids. The record is from RefSeq and is a predicted model, not a curated record. Gene Ontology annotation, cellular component: endoplasmic reticulum membrane; COPII-coated ER to Golgi transport vesicle; endoplasmic reticulum-Golgi intermediate compartment. The transcript is spliced from 9 exons.
AUGUCUGCGACCAUGAAAGACGUCUGCGCAUUUAUAAUUUGGGCGUGUUUCUACAUUCCCGUGUUAACAGAAUGGAAUACAAAAGACUACCUUAGAAGGGAACAUACAUUAGUAAAGCCAUAUCAAGGUUCUGGAAUGUCUGUUCCAUUGUGGGACUUUGUUGGCACAACCCUUGUAACAACUUCACACAUACGACUUACUUCAGACCAUCAAAGCAAACAAGGUGCUAUUUGGAAUGCAGUGCCUUGUUUUGUGAGAAAUUGGGAGCUGCAUGUACAUUUUAAAGUCCAUGGUUCGGGAAAAAACCUUUUUGGAGAUGGAUUUGCUAUAUGGUACACCAAGGAAAGACUUGCACUUGGUCCUGUAUUUGGAAGUGCCAAUCACUUCAUUGGGUUGGGUGUGUUUAUGGAUACUUACAGCAACCAUAAUGGACCACACAAUCAUCAACACCCAUAUGUGUCUGCGAUGGUGAGCAAUGGAUCUUUACAAUAUGACCAUGAUACAGAUGGAACAAUUACACAGAUAGCGGGAUGCGAGGCUCAGUUCAGAAACAAACCCUAUGAGACUUUCGUGGCUAUUAGAUACCAAAGCAAUAUUUUAAAAGUUUCACUUGACAUAGACAAUAAAAAUGGUUGGAAAGAGUGUUUUACUGUGCCAAAUGUUAAGCUUCCAAUAGGCUAUUAUUUUGGAGUAUCAGCAGCAACAGGAGAAUUAGCAGAUAAUCAUGAUAUUUUGUCUCUGAAGCUCUAUGAUUUAGAUACUGAAGACUCGAAAGAUGAUAAUGACACACCUUACACAGGGUUACCUGAAGCUGCUCAAAUGGAAGAACCAAGAGAUCGUAUUGAUGACCAGAAGGGAGGUUAUUUACUCGGAAGUCUGACCGGCUGGAAGUUACUCAUCAUUAUCGUGCUCAUUGUGAUAGGACUUGGGGUGUGUGGCAUGGUGGCCUUCAUAAUUUUCCAGAAAAAACAGGAUUAUAGCAGGAAACGAUUUUACUGAAAACAAGAACAAUCCAUUUAUCACUAAUCAUUGUUCAUAUCAUAAAUAAUUGAUGAAUUUGCCUUUAUGUUUCAUAACCAAGAUGCAUACAGAGAAUGAGAUCACAGUUCCAUCUCAGGAUGUUUGGUAUACUGUAAAUCAGGAAACGAUGGCAAGCUUAAAAUAUUAGUGAAUUUAGCUAGACCAUAAAAAAUGCUUAUCUUUCAUAAUGCUAAAUUUAAAGAGACAUAAAAGAGAAAAGUUUGAAAAUCAUUUGGGUGAUUAACAUGAUUCUUGAUUAAACUAAGUAUAACAAAUAACAACAGUUAGUUAGCAUGCACAUUACUGAAAUUUUCUACUAAAUUCUGUCAGCUGCAUAACUUUAAAAUAUAUCAAAAGUAAUGAUCCAACUUAAGCUCCUUUUUUUUUUUUUAAAUAUCGGACAAUGUUGGCCUCACUGAAGUUUUAUGUUGCUAAUAUGUAACUUAAUUGGAUUUCACUAAAUUUUAAGAUUGCUAAUAUUUUAUGAUUUACAGUAAUAUGUUCACAGAAUUAUUAUUAAUAAUUUCUUAAAUAACAUUGCUGCAUAAUUUCCCUGGGAUACUUUCCAAAUAUCUAAGAUAAAUUUUUCAACAUAUUGGGCAAAUGAAUUGUAACCUAUUUUCAUAUAUGUUCAGGGUUUCUGCCAGAGGGUAAAACGGGUAUGAUGCCAUACCCAAAUUUCUUUGCAGAUUUUUUUUUUUUAAGUUAACCUUUUGACAAAAUUAAUUACUCUUAUCAUUACUGUAUGAUUUUCUUAACCCUAUCCCUAAAUUAACCCAUUUUCUUUCUGGGGGAUGUCCCCAAUACUGUUUGUAGUGCAUUCAAUUUCAUAGUGCCAUACUCAAAAAUGUCUUUCUGGCAGAAACACUGAUGUUUAUUAAAUUGUUGAAAUACUUUAAUCGAUUCUUUGUGAUAUAGAUAUUUUAAUUAUUGUUAAAAUGUUAGCAUCUGUUCAACAUUUUCAGGAAUAUACAAACCAUACUUUUUUUGUACCUUUCCCCAUUCUAAAAGCUUCUAUUAAAAGUUCUAAAUUUACAUGAAAACAUAUUUUAAAAUCUAUGGUAAAUCGAAGUCAGCUGAUUGUUUUGUUAUGUUAAUUAUGUUUGCAUAACCAGGGAAUUGCCUAAUCAGUUAACUCUAACUUGCACUGAGCAACGGUUCACCACAAAACUAAUUGCCGGUUCAUGUCAAUUUAGAUCUUGUUCAUGCAACGCUCAAACAAGUCUUAAUUUUGCAUAGCACAUUUUUUGUUUACACAUUAAAUUCAUUUGCAUGAUCAUAACAGGUUAUGCAAAAUUAAAAACAAUUUUAGAAUGUUUUAGUGUAAACUAUAAAUGGUUUACACCAAUUUUCAAUUCUCAAGAGACCUUUAUUUUAAAGGUAUGAAACUGACAUGCAAUCAGAAUGACGGUUCACAUGAAAUAUUGUGCCCUCAGUUUGUAAGAAAUAUUUUCUCAACAUUUAUAAAGCAUACACUGACAUUAACCUCUUCUCUAGCAUAUGGUUUGUACACUUGUAAAAAUGUUGAUACUUGUAAACAGCACCUUAUAUUUGUGAGGUAGUGCUAAAUAACUGAUGAUUCUUGUGCUUGUGUAGACAUAUCUCUUGAAAUUAUAGAAUUAUUUUAAUAAUAAGCCCAUAGGGAAUCUUUUUUUUCUGCAACUGAUUAUAGUCUGAUUAAAUUCCUUAAACCAGUGAUUUAGACAUUAAGCUUAAGCCAAUGAUUUAGAUAUUAAGCUUUUGCAUCAGAGACGGCACUAAAAGCACUCAGUCUAGUGUCUGGAUGAAGUGGUAUGGGUAGUCCUUAUCUGGACUGUUAUGUUAGCUCCAAGUAUCUAGACUGUUAAAACAUAUUUUUUCAACUAUUAUAAAUGUUGGCUCCAACCAGAGAGAACUACAGGUUUUGUCUCUGUUUGUCCGUCUGUUCAUCCAUCUGUCCAACAUAUAGUUUUCAAGACUUUUUUUUUGCAAUGCUUCAAAAUAUUAAGCUGAAUUUUGAGUUACAGAUAAAAGUUGGAUUCUAUGGAGAUUUGCUCAUUUUUUACCUUUGCUAUAAGAAAAUGUGUUGGGUCCAAUAGGGGACAUGUAUUGCUUUAGCAGUACUUUCAGGAUGCUUGUUUGUGAAGACAACAUCACUUGCCCAAGACGAAGUUGUUCAUGAGAUCAAGCACACUUGUUGGACUCACUGGUUGGACUAUAGCUAAAUGGUGUGCUGCACUUAUUGCCCAGUUUGAUAUGGGUCACAAUAGCUGCAGUUCGUUUUGAUUGAUGUUGCAUUUAUUACCUCUUUGUAUGUGACAGUUGGUUUCAAACAUGAUAUGGGAUUAGUGCCUGCUAGGAGAGUAUUUCUUUCUAUGAAAAUGAGGGUUAACUUUUGUUCUUAUUGGACAUGGGACAAGUGUGUGAUGCAGGAACUGGGUGAGGAUAAAAUUUGGCACAGCACACGCUUUUUACUUAUUAAUAUAUACUUGUGUUUUACUUAAGAUGGUUUUAAUAUUAUUAUUUUUUUCAUUGAUGAAUUGAGGCCUGCCUUAGGGGUCAAGGAUUUAUGAUAUGAGUGUGUGUUUUUGGUAUGUUAUGGGGUUCACUUUUAGUUGUACCAUGCAAUCCAUUUAGUGUUUUUGGCAUAUGUAAUGUCCAUGUUUUUGAAAAUGUUUGUCUUGCCUUUAUGAAGUAAAAAGCCGAGAUAUAGGUACUAGUAUGUUACUUUUUUGAUGGUGGCAAUGCCGUCAACGUAUGCAUUUAGCUCAACAUUAAAGUUUCAUGCUUCGCCCAUUUCUCAUAAACUACAAGCCUUGCAUCAGUGAAACUUGGUAUAUAAAUAGGUCAAUGAAUUUUUGUUUCAAUGCAUGUUAAACAAAAACUGAAAGUUAAUAAAUUAAAAGUUUAAAUGAAUUUUGUUUUUAAAGGUUAUUAUUUUUACAAACAUUUCCUUUUAACAUCUAUGGAUACAACUAUCAGUGACACUGAAUAUGUCGAUGGUAGGUGAGACAUUUAAUUCCAUGAAAUUCUUGUUUUUAUAUAUACAUAAAGGAUCCUGUAAAUAUGUGUCGAUAAACCAAUGAUCAGUUUCCUAGGAGUUGUGUUUGGCAACACUUACAAUGUACGAGUACGAAUAUUACAAAACAUGUACGAGUUGAAUAUUUAAUAUUAGCUUGUUUACCGUUGCAUUUAUUAUUCACUGAGUGACACUUGUAUAGUUAUAGGAUUUAAUCAAAGGCAUUUUCUUGAAUUAAAAUGCUUAUGUUAUGAUUGUAUAGUUUAUAUUAGUAUCAAGUAUGGUUGCUAAGUUGUCUUCCUUAUAAAUACUUACAUAUACCACAUGCCUUAGUGUGUAAUAAAUGCAUUAUUAUUAUUAUUAUUAUUAUUACUAUUGAUACGGAUUAUUGAAUGUUUGUUACUUGUAAAUCUGUAUGGUAUUUGAUCAGCUAUGGUUCUAACGUUUUGCCAGCAAUUAUGACUGACAGUAAGCCAAUGCUUUAUCCAGAAUUUUGUGACCUCAUUUCAAAUGCAGGGUCAUACAGCAGUUGACCUACAAACUGGCCCACUCAAUAUUGUUUUUAAAUAUAUACCUUUAAUUUGUUCCAAAAGUACUUUAUUCAAACUGCAUAGUCAUCACGUCCCACUUAUUUUGGCCAACCCUGGCAAUUAACCGUGGCAAUCAGCUUGGAGAUUGCUGAGGUUUUUUCAA